AUAAAUCUAAAUGCCGAGAUCCGAUUGGUCGGGGCGGGGGCGUGCGUGAUGACGUCACGACGCCGCACUCUCCUGCCUACGGCCGAACCUGUGGCCCAAACGGCUGUUUUUUAAAGGCGCUGGACAUCCGGGUCUCGGGCGGCGUGGGCGUGGCUUCGAGAGCGCUGAGUCGUACAUGGCGGCGGGGCCGCUGCUCUCAGCCUUGGCCGCGCGGCUCUCCUCCUCCGUGGCCGCGCGCUCCUACGGGGUCUUCUGCAAGGGCCUGACGCGGACGCUGCUCAUCUUCUUCGACUUGGCCUGGAAGCUCCGCAUCAACUUCCCUUACCUGUACGUCGUGGCCUCUAUGAUGCUCAACGUCAGGCUGCAGGUGACGCCUCACUCAGGGAGAGGGGACGGUGACGUCACGAAAGGGGCGGGGCUUUGCUUG
This is a messenger RNA of Sceloporus undulatus (fence lizard), 427 nucleotides long. RefSeq names its product small integral membrane protein 10-like protein 2A. The record is from RefSeq and is a predicted model, not a curated record. Lineage: Eukaryota; Metazoa; Chordata; Lepidosauria; Squamata; Phrynosomatidae. The transcript has a single exon. The annotation marks the transcript as partial.